Cotesia congregata is the source of this 282-nucleotide messenger RNA. The record is from the annotation of a GenBank genome assembly. Lineage: Eukaryota; Metazoa; Arthropoda; Insecta; Hymenoptera; Braconidae.
AUGUCUGUUGAUCAGAUUCAGUACUCCGAAAAAUAUUGUGAUGACAAGUUUGAAUACAGGCACGUCAUUUUACCGUCUGACAUUGCUAAAAAUGUUCCCAAGUCGCAUUUAAUGUCUGAAACUGAAUGGCGUAAUUUAGGAGUACAACAAAGUCCUGGUUGGGUUCAUUACAUGAUGCAUGGUCCAGAGCCGCAUGUUUUGUUAUUUCGCCGAGCAAGGACAGAUUUACCGGCACCCAUAAGAACCUCACAAGCAGAAAGCCGAGCUACUCGAUGUAAUUAA